This is a messenger RNA of Galendromus occidentalis (western predatory mite), 1389 nucleotides long. Its product is annotated as tryptophan 5-hydroxylase 1. Gene Ontology annotation, biological process: aromatic amino acid metabolic process. The record is from RefSeq and is a predicted model, not a curated record. Gene Ontology annotation, cellular component: neuron projection. Lineage: Eukaryota; Metazoa; Arthropoda; Arachnida; Mesostigmata; Phytoseiidae. Bases 157 to 1389 code for a protein of 410 amino acids. The transcript has 9 exons. Gene Ontology annotation, molecular function: tryptophan 5-monooxygenase activity; iron ion binding.
GUGUUCUCGCUCAGGAAUCAGGUUGGAGGUCUCGUUCGGGCACUGCGAGUUUUCAAGGAGAAAAACGUUCAUGUGCAUCACAUCGAAUCAAGGAAAAGUAAGCGGAAUCCUCAGCAGUACGAAAUUUUCGUCUCAGUCGACUGCGACUCCGGCACGAUGGGACAAUUGGUGCACGGCUUGGAGCAUGAAGUCGAUUGUGUCGACCUGAAGCACUUCCAUGAGAACGACUCUAUUUUCGACAAUGGCGGGGAAACGCCCACAUUGCUACCGACGGAGGAUGAUCCAUCCGAAGAAGCCGGUCCAGAGCUAUUCGAAGGAAUGCCGUGGUUCCCGAGGCGAAUCUCCGACCUGGAUAAAACCGCUAACCGAGUCCUGAUGUACGGGAGGGAGCUCGACGCAGAGCAUCCUGGUUUCAAAGACCAGGUUUACCGCAAGAGGAGAAUGUUCUACUGUGAUCUGGCGAUGAAUUACAGGAGUGGCUUUCCGAUACCGCGAGUGGACUAUACGGAGGAGGAGAAAACUACCUGGAAGUGCAUAUUCCGCAAGCUGAGCUCUUUGUAUGAAACUCACGCCUGCCAUGAGUUCCUGGAAAACUUCAAUUUGCUCCGCAAAUAUAAAUGGUACAGAGAGGACGACAUACCUCAACUCGAGGACGUCAGCAAUUUCUUGAAAGACCGAACAGGUUUCACUCUACGCCCCGUGGCUGGGUAUCUGUCUGCUCGAGAUUUCCUCUCUGGCUUGGCAUUCCGCGUUUUCCAUUGCACUCAAUAUAUCCGUCACAGCUCGGAUCCUUUUUAUACCCCUGAGCCCGAUUGCUGUCAUGAGUUGCUAGGACAUUGUCCCUUGUUAGCCGAUGCCGCUUUCGCCCAGUUCUCCCAAGAGCUCGGCUUGGCCUCUUUGGGAGCUUCGGACGCCGAGGUGGAUAAGCUGGCAACGUGCUAUUUCUUCACCGUUGAAUUCGGUCUCUGCCAGCAAAAUGACGAAAUGAAAGUCUACGGGGCUGGUCUCCUAUCAUCAGCAUCUGAGCUCGAAUACGUUCUAACAUCCGAAGCGAAUAUUCUACCUUUCGACCCGAACGUUACCUGUGAGGCUGAGCCUCAGAUCACAACAUUCCAGAAGAUGUAUUUCUACACAGACAGUUUCAACGAAGCCAAGCAUCAGAUGAGAGAGUUCGCCAAGACGAUUAAACGGCCCUUCGGACUCCGUUAUAACCCGUAUACUCAGAGUGUUGAGGUUCUUUCGAACACGCAGCGCAUAGCCGGACUCGUCUCUGAACUGAAAGGAGACCUCUGUAUCGUGACUAAUGCGCUGAGCCGCCUCCGAUCCGCUAAAAAGAGGAACAGACGCGGCUCCCACCUCCCCGAGAACGCCGAGAACACCUCGCAGUAA